This is a messenger RNA of Patella vulgata (common limpet), 3040 nucleotides long. RefSeq names its product relaxin receptor 2. Lineage: Eukaryota; Metazoa; Mollusca; Gastropoda; Patellidae. Gene Ontology annotation, molecular function: protein binding; G protein-coupled receptor activity. The coding region runs from base 235 to 2670 and encodes 811 amino acids. The record is from RefSeq and is a predicted model, not a curated record. Gene Ontology annotation, biological process: G protein-coupled receptor signaling pathway. Gene Ontology annotation, cellular component: membrane. The transcript is spliced from 17 exons.
CAGCAACAGAGAGUGGAUUGACUACGUUUGCGUUACGUAUGUGUACCUGUUGUGUAUUACAGUAUUACAGCUGUGUAUGAAAGCAUUACAUCUGUAACGCCUAUCGCGAUAUGACAUAACACUGUUACAAUAUGUUAAAGCUACAAUUUUCUAAACAAAAUGUUGAAGUGUUAUGUUUUAUUAGAUGUGUAUGAAAUGUAUAAUUGGUAGCUAAUGACUUAAAGAGAAAGUGUUAUGGCUGACGAAAUUGAUACAGACCUAAGCAACGGUAGGCGGUCUCUGGAUGCCAGCAAUCAUUGUAAAGAUUAUUGGCGACUAGGAAAGUUCUAUCUUGGGUUCUUCUUAACCAUGUUGCUAUCAGCUCUACUUGUUGUAAUUGUUUGUGCAGUAUGUGUGACAACGAAUGAUAAAGUGAGUAAAACGCCAUAUUGUCCUGAGGGAACCUUUCCAUGUAAACAGGGUGGAUGUAUCAACAGAACAUUAAUGUGUGAUAAGAUACCACAUUGUUUAGAUCACUCUGAUGAAGGCAAUUGGUGUGAUCCUCGUCAGGAUAAAUAUUGGGAUGAGGUUAUCCAGAAGAGACCUGAUGCCGAUAGAGAGACAGAAUCCCAGGAAUGUGUUUUACCAUCAGUACCAGCUGAAUGUGAAUGUAGAUUAGAGACGAGGUUGUACUGUGAUGACGCUGGUUUAACUAAAGUACCACCAGAUAUACCACACCAAGUAACAGUAUUAGAUCUAUCGGGCAAUAGCCUGGAGUCUGUAACUCAAUCUGAUUUUAAAAAUCUAACUAAUCUGAGAGAGUUGUUAAUCAUGCAUUCAAAAUUAAAGUAUAUUGAAAAGGGAACGUUUCAACAUAACUGGCGAUUACGAAAUGUGUAUCUCACAAGUAGUGAACUUGAAAGUUUUCCUGGAAACGUUUUUGCCCCAAACAACAGAAUAAAGGAAUUGAAAAUCAAUCAUAACAAGAUAUCCGCGUUAAAAGAAACAGAUUUAAUGCAUUUACAACAUCUAGAAAGCCUAUCAUUAGAUGGUAACAAUAUUCCAGAAAUCCAACCCCGGGUAUUUAAAUGGACACCAACUCUACGAGAGCUAUAUUUGUCAAAAAAUAGAAUUGUGUCUGUGAGAAAUUACUUCUUUUCCAGUAUGCCCAGUCUACGUAAAUUAUAUUUAGAGGAAAAUGAUAUAGACUAUAUCGAGCCGGGUUCUUUUUUAAAUCUGACCAAUUUAGCAACACUGAGUUUGUCUCAAAAUAAGCUACAGUAUCUUACAGAUGGUAUAUUUGAUGGUUUGAAUAAUUUGACAACUCUAGUGUUGACUAAGAAUAGUAUAUGGAAUAUAGAUCAAUCUACGUUUCUACCUCUUAACAAUAUAAAGUCAUUAGACUUAAAACAAAAUCCAUUCGUGAAGAUAUCACCAAAAACGUUUUCUUCUUUGAAUAGUUUACAGAAUAUUCAUUUUGAUAAAUUUUACUUCUGUGCCUAUGUACAUAACGUAAUUAAAUGUGAGCCUAGCGGUGAUGGAAUAUCUAGCCAGGAGAACUUGUUAGAGAAUUUGGUGCUGAGAGUCAGUGUGUGGAUUGUAGCUGUUCUUGCUUGUGCUGGCAAUAUCAUCGUGUUACUUGGGCGAUUCUUACUGAAGGAAGAUAACCAGAUUCAUUCCUUCUUUAUCAAAAACCUCUCCCUGGCUGACAUGUUGAUGGGAAUAUAUUUGCUUAUGAUUGGAUCCAAGGACAAAAUGUACCGAGGAGAUUAUCUGUUUCACGAUGAGCACUGGAGAAAUAGUUGGGAAUGCGAUCUCUCCGGAGUCAUGAGUACCGUCAGCAGCGAGGUGUCUGUUUUAACUCUAACAGUGAUAACAUUGGACAGAUAUAUAAGCAUUAUGUAUCCUUUAUCUUUAAGGAAACGAGGAUUAAAAGUGGCUUACUGUGUGAUGGGAUUUAUAUGGUUAAUGUGUAUAUCGUUCGCCAUUAUGCCAGUGGUGGGAUUAAAAUAUUUUGGAACCUCUUUUUACCGAAACAACGGUGUGUGUAUACCUUUACAUUUACAUGACCCGCGGACAAAUGGCUGGGAAUAUUCUUCCUUUUUAUUUAUUGGAAUGAACUUGGCGUCUUUUGUGUUUAUCUCCUAUGCCUACUUCGCUAUGUUUGUGUCUAUAAAACAUACAGAGAUACCAUUACGAACUACAAGAGAAAGUCGUGAACGAUGUUUGGUGAAACGAUUUUCAUUUAUAGUUAUAACAGAUUUUAUAUGCUGGAUACCCAUUAUUAUCAUCAAAGUUGUUGCUCUUUCAGGUGUUAAUAUAUCAGGAGAUUUAUAUGCCUGGGUAGUAGUAUUUAUAUUACCAGUAAAUAGUGCCCUUAAUCCUUUAUUAUAUACUUUAACGACUAAACUAUUUAAACAAAAACUUAUAUCAAAGUUUACUACAGUGGUAUGGCGUCCAGCAACUAUACGUGAAACAUCACAUUCUUGUGCCAGUUUGAAAGGAAGGAAUUCUUUAGCUAGAAAUCCUAUGCAAGAAAUUGAGUUAGAGAAGUUAACAAGAAAGGAUAUAAGUAGCAUUACAUCCACCAAAUCCUCCAGGUUGAAUUCUUCAUACAAGGCUGUUAAUGGUGUUGUUAAAUCUAAAUUAAUGGGUAGAAAUCGAAUGUGUUCUGCACAGAUUAAUACGUAAUGAUGUAUAUGUACCUUUGACAAUAUAAAAGCUUAACUGUGAUAAUAUGGAUAAUCUACAUCAAUCAAUUACAUGAUAGUAAUCUAUAUCAAUCAGUUACAUAAUAGUUAUCUACAUCACUCAAUUACAUGCUGGUAUUUUUGCGCCAUUAAUUAUUGCGUAUUGACCAUACUGGGUGAAUAUGUGACAUGAAAUAAAUGCGAGUCAUAAUAAGUCUAUAUUAAUAACAUCAAUUUCAUUGGUCAUUCGCAAUAUUGUCAGUAAUAUCACGCGCGCAAUAAUUUCAUGUUUUACAGUAUGUAUUGUCAUAUUAUUGUAUAAUUUUGUAUCGUAUUUUAAAUAAUUUCAUUUUAAUAGAUUGUGAAUAAAU